Hypoxylon fragiforme is the source of this 528-nucleotide messenger RNA. RefSeq lists its product as uncharacterized. The coding region runs from base 1 to 528 and encodes 175 amino acids. The record is from RefSeq and is a predicted model, not a curated record. NCBI's taxonomy places the organism in Eukaryota, Fungi, Ascomycota, Sordariomycetes, Xylariales, Hypoxylaceae. The transcript is spliced from 2 exons.
AUGGAGUGGGCAAAACAAAAGUACAACGAGCAAUACGAGGUCUGGAUGCCGUGGAUCGAGGACAACUUCCUAUACUACUUCACCAAAGACAACAAGGCCAGCUACGCCACGCGAGGUACGCUCCCCUCCCCUCCUCCUCCUCAUCACCAUACCCCCAUCUCAUCUCUUCCCAAACUAACAAAAGCCCUCUUCGCAACAGAACAACUCGACAAAGCCAAAGUAACAAACAUCGAGCAAGUCAACACCCUGCAAGACGGCGUGCACAACCUCGCCGCGGGACAAGUGGGGCAGGGCGGACUACUGCAACCCGUCGGGGACAUGUUGUCGAAGGAAGGCGUGAACCGCGCCGAGAGGGGGGGCAAGGAUGACAAGGGGGGGAUUUUGCCGAGUGGUAGUGGGGGGCUUGGUAAUACCUGGAAGUUGUGGCGAGUCGGGCUGGUGCCGGUGGGUGAUGGUGAUGGUGGGUUGAAGAUCGCCAUCGGUAUAACGAUGAAUGAGAAAUCGGGGGAGAUUUUAGGGGAGUUUUAG